AUGUCAGGAGGUGCAUCAAGUAGUUCAGUACGUGAACAAGGGAAUGUUCCACUUCAAUGUCCUAAAUUGACGGAUACAAAUUACACAACUUGGGCACUGAUGAUGGAAACGAUAUUAAAGGCGUAUGGACUUUGGGAAGUGAUUGAUGCAAAGAAGACAACAAAUGACAAGAACGAGGCAGAUGGCAAGAAAGAAGCGGAUGGAAAGAAAGAAACAGUAAUAGAUGAGAAGACAGAAAAUACAGCGAAAGGAAUGAUAUUCCAAAUGUUACCACAAGACAUGUUAAUGCAAGUUGCACAAUACCCUACUGCAAAGGAAGUAUGGAACUCAAUCAAAGUUAGAUAUCUUGGAGCUGAUUUGGUUCAGAAAGUACGUUUGCAAACUUUAAGGACUAAGUUGGAAAUGCUAAAGAUGAAACCGGAUGAAAGUGCAAGCAAAUUUGCGGGAAAGUUAAGUAGCAUACAAGCAAAGUUUAAAAGCCUUGGAGGUACUCUGAAGGAUAAAGUACUCGUGAGAAAACUACUUAACUCGGUACCAAAGAAGUUUCUACCCAUCGUGGCGUCUAUCGAACAAUAUCAAGAGAUUGAUACAAUGCAAUUUGAAGAAGCCGUAGGAAGAAUAACAGCUUUUGAAGAACGACUCAAGAGUCAAGACGAACAAGAAGAUAAUUAUCAAAACAAACUUCUAUUGGCUAAUUCGAAUAAUCGAAGCUAUGGUAUAGGACGUGGAAGAAACUUCAACCAAAACAAAAGUAGCUAUGGAAGAGGUACUAGUCAUGGAAGCAUUGACAAAAGCAAGCUAAGGUGUUAUGAAUAUGGUGAUCAUGGACAUUUCGCGAAAGAAUGCACGAAGUGGAAAGACAAUGAGCAAGAAGCACUUAUUAUCUCAGAAUACGAAGAACCAUCAUUACUGUAA
Messenger RNA from Erigeron canadensis, 915 nucleotides. RefSeq lists its product as uncharacterized. Bases 1 to 915 code for a protein of 304 amino acids. Gene Ontology annotation, molecular function: zinc ion binding; nucleic acid binding. The record is from RefSeq and is a predicted model, not a curated record. Lineage: Eukaryota; Viridiplantae; Streptophyta; Magnoliopsida; Asterales; Asteraceae. The transcript has a single exon.